Molecule: messenger RNA, 5255 nt
Organism: Gadus morhua (Atlantic cod)
Lineage: Eukaryota; Metazoa; Chordata; Actinopteri; Gadiformes; Gadidae
Gene: gprc5ba
Product: G protein-coupled receptor, class C, group 5, member Ba
Exons: 3
Coding region: 29-1369 (446 amino acids)
Biological process (GO): G protein-coupled receptor signaling pathway
Cellular component (GO): plasma membrane; intracellular membrane-bounded organelle; extracellular exosome
Molecular function (GO): protein kinase activator activity; G protein-coupled receptor activity; protein kinase binding
Source: RefSeq, a predicted model, not a curated record
UCUCUCUCUCUCUCUCUCUCUCUCAGCGAUGGCGUUCCUCCGCCUGGCGUUGACGGCGUGGGCGUUGGCCGCGUCCUGGCGCCCCGCCGGCGGCCAGGACCCUGACGACCCGUCGGGCCCGUUGCCGCGGGGCUGCGGCUGGGGCCUGGGGCGGCCCUACACCCUGCUGUGCGACCUGGACGCCGUGUGGGGCGUGGCGGUGGAGUCGGCGGCGGCGGGCGGCGCCCUGGUGUCCCUCCUCCUCGCCCUGGCGCUGCUGUGCCGCCUGCGGGGCAUCGGCGAGGCCGAGAAGCGCAGCGGCGUGGGGCCCCUCCUGCUGCUGCUGCUCGGCGCGCUGGGCCUGUUCGGCCUCAGCUUCGCCUACCUCGUGGAGCGCGACGAGUCCCUGUGCGUGCUGCGCCGCGCCCUCUGGGGCUUGCUCUUCGCCGUGUGCUUCGCCUGCCUGCUGGCGCAGGGCGUGCGCCUGCGGCGGCUGGGCAGCGGCCGCCGGAGCCCGGGCGGCUGCGCCCUGACCGGCCUGGCCCUGGGCCUGAGCGCCGUGCAGGGCAUCAUCGCGGCCGAGUGGCUGCUGCUCACCGUGCUGCGGGAGGGCCGCGCCGCCUGCCAGUACCUGCCCGUUGACUUCUCGCUGGCCUGCAGCUACGUGCUGGCGCUGCUGCUGGCCGCCCUGGCCGCCGCCGCGCUGGCGCUCUGCGGAAAGGCGCGGCAGUGGCGCUGUCACGCGGCGUGGCUGCUGGUCACCUGCCUGCUGUCGCUGCUGCUGUGGGCCGCCUGGGUGGGCUUCUAUCUCUACGGCAACGCCUGGCUGGGCCGCUCCCCCGAGUGGGACGAGCCGGCACUGGCCAUCGCCCUGGUGGCCCAGGGCUGGCUGCUGCUGCUCUUCCACGCCAUCCCCGAGGCGCACCUGUGCAUGCGGCCCCCGCCCCAGCCCACCGCCCCGGACUACUUUGACACCUCGCAGACCUCCACCCGUCUGCGGGAGACCAGCUUCGACGAGGACAUCCCUCUGUCCCACCGGCAGUUCGUGGAGAACCAGGGCUACGGCUACAGCGACGAGGGCACCCCAGGGAUGCGAACGGGUGGAGGAGGAGGAGGCGGUGGCGUGGGCGGAGUCCCGGGUGUUGUGGGCGGAGUCGGCCCCGGGCUGGUCGGGGGAGCAGGAGGAGGAGGAGGAGGAGGAGGAGGAGGGGGCGGAGCCGGCAGCCACCACAACGGCAGCACGGGCGCCCGGCCCAGCGCGCCGUUCCGCAGCAACGUGUACCAGCCCACCGAGAUGACCAUGAUCCUGAACGGGGGAGCGGUGAGUACUGCACCUCAGACCCAGGUCCCUUCUGCCCCUCCAACCUACACUGGGAGGCAGCUGUGGUGAGCAUGAAGCUGAACAAGUCGAGGGAGAAAGAAAGAAGCAAAAGGAGAGAGAAACGGACAGAGGAGGAGGAGGAGGAGGAGAAGCAGGAAUGACUAGACCCUUGAGGGAUUUUCGGUUGUUACGGACUCAAUCAUGGACACCAACCAGCCCUAACCCAUCCCCCAACCCCCCCCCCCCCCCCCCCCUCACACACUGCCCCGAACCCCUUUACUUUCUGUGCUUGGUCCGCAGGAUUGACAUUUGCUGUGUGUGCCAACCGCCAGUAACUCCUGAUGUGUGUGGAGUGGGUAGAGCUAGGUCACCCUGGGGUGGGCGGGGUCAGAUCUGGGGUCGCAUCCUCUUGAGUGGCACCUGUAGUUCACCUAUAGCACACCUGUAAAACACCUUUUGGCUGCUCCACGAAAAAUAGCCAGAAAGAGAGGGUUGAAACCCUGAAACAAAUACUAAGGCCGACUUGGCUCCAAAAAGAUUAGCCUCUUCCCCCGAGACUAUCGCACUGUAAGCACUAUCGAAAACUGUGAAAUCUCUCUCUCUCUCUCUCCCUAGCACUCUCUCUCUUUCUCUCUCUCUCUCUCUCUCGAUUGCUACCACAGUGCGAGUAUCCUUUCUGGGGACCCAUGACAUGCUGGCGCAUGAAUCAGAAUAAUUUGGCUCUGUCCUCCAACCACAACUCCUGCUUGGGUACGCACAGGGCACAGCUGUGUGUGUGUGUGUGUGUGUGUGUGUGUGUGUGUGUGUGUGUGUGUGUGUGUGUGUGUGUGUGUGUGUGUGUGUGUGUGUGUGUGUGUGUGUGUGUGUGUGUGUGUGUUUCUGACUGAGAGUGAGUGCUUAUUAUGUGUUCAUACCCCCUUCAUCUCAACUUUGGACAACCGUCACACUUAGACUCUGUGCUCGGUCCAAUAUGUUAUAACCGGCAAUCAUCCUCACACACACACACACACACACACACGCCCCUCUAAACCUGACACUUCUCUCAGCGAGUACAAAAACAACAAUCAAUCACCUGCCUCUCCGAUACAUCAGUGAGGCCUGCGUCGGGACGGGGUUCUGAUUGGACGAGAGAGGUGUCAGUCAGUGGCUCUUUUGUGAAUCUAGGUCAGACUGCUGUGAGAAUAGAGGCAUGGAGCUCUCCUCUCUCUCUCCCCACCCCCACCCCCACCCCCACCCCACAUCUCCGGUGGCCAUUGGCUGUCUGGAGCAGCCCGGGGAGGCCGUCGCCUCGCAUCAGCCGACGAGCUCUGAAGGAACCAGGGUCGUCUGCACGGCGGGGCCUGCCCACAUGAGCCGAUGGGGAGGGGGGUGUGGCAGGAAGGGGAGAUCUAAUGGGGGAGAUUGGAUGAUUCUUACAGUGUCUUUGAGGGGUGGGGGGUGGGGGAGGGCUGGAGGGGGGGGGGGGAUCACAGUCAGGGUCGGCUUUAUUUGGUGCUACAUUCAUCUCCUCCUUCGCAGCGGGACGUGGAGACAUGCUGACGGGCCGUUCACUCUCACACGCAUGCACACGCACGCACACACACACACACACGCACACACACUCUGGCCGAACUUAGAGCCGCCCAUUAAGUAUGGUUGAAGGACAUCGAGACAGAGAGAGAGAGAGAGAGGGGCAGAGGGAGAGCGAGAGGCCUGGUGACUCCUUGCGGUCUCCGUUUACCGGAGCCUGAGUGGGCUCCGGUUGUACAGGGAGAGGUGGACUGAGGGCAGAUCAGAUGUGACUGUUCUUAAAGGCGAGGAAGAGGAGAAGGACAGCUGGGAGGAGUACAGUGACCGGAGGUUAGCCUCAGUGCUUCUCCUGUGACAUUGGCAGUGUGCGUGUGUGUGUUGACAAGAGCUGGUAUAGUGUCGUUUUUAUGUGUGUCAAGAGUGAGAGGAAGGUAGUGAAUGCCCUUACACGUGUGGGAUGAGAGUGAGUGAGUGUGCGUAUUCACAUGUAUGGUUCUGUGUGUGCGUAUGUGUGCGUGCGUGUGUUACUUCCUGAAGUAAAGAAGCCCCCCCCUGUCUGUUUCUACGGGGAAAACAACAGAAAGCAGAGUUCCCCGCGCCAGCGCGUCUCCGUGCCAAGAAAGACUCUGGUUUCACUAGAGUCUCCCAUUUCCCCUCCUCCCAUCCUUCCCAGUCCACUAGCUGGGUGACAGUCUGUGUACAGAACUGUGUACAGAAAGCGUGCUAUACACCUAACUGACUUUUUUUUUUUUAUUAAUGUGUAGAUUAAGUUUAGUUUUCAGCGGUGACACCAACACAACACUGUACGUCCUCACUACUGCUUUCGUUGGAUUGCUUUGCAUUCAGACAUUUUGCCUGUUCACAUUGAAUUUUCCCUUCUCUUGUGUCUUUUUCCUGAUUUGAAUUCAUUUUAUUUUGGGUAUUUUCUUGGAAAUGAUUGGACAUGAUUUUAAUUUUGACUGUGUUUAACCGUCAAGAAAAGAUGACUUGGGAGGUUCCGAUCGGGUUUUUAUUUUUGCUAAAAUAUUGUUUCACCCCAGUGCAGUCCCAUGAUGAUCCGUCGUGACUACAGUGUUCUGUCGAUGUAACAUCUAAUGUUCUUUCUUUCUUCUAUAAACCGUGAUGCUCCACAAACUCUGUGCUGCCGGCAACGGCACAGUCUGUAAUAUAAUGAGGGGAGCGAGGAGGGCCGCGAAGGUCAACGACCCUUGACCUUUACCCUAUGCUCCUACCAGUGGACCUCCACCCCUCCGAACUGGGGGACCAGGGAGGUCAUUCAGCCUACAGUAUUGUGUGUGUCAUCGAUGGGGUCCUCCACGGGGGGGGGGCUCUGCUUCGUACCCCAAUACGAGCCCGUCCCAAGCUCUCCAUUUGGGGCCGUACAGGGUCAGAACUAGGGUCUGGGGCCCGGUCUUCUCUGGGGGGCCCCCAGAACGGGUCGGGGAUCGGGGAAAUGGAAACCGGUCGGACAGAGAGGAGAUUUCCGUUUGACGGCCCAGAAAACACUGGAGGAAGGUUUAUCCAACAUAUUGUGAUGUUUUCACUCAAACGUGGAGUACACGAAAGAAGAAAAAUAAUACUACGAUACCGUGACUUUGUAGAUCUUUUGCACUCGUUGACUACCUAUCUGUGCAUGCCCAUUCACCACUUCUACAUGUGAAGCCCUUUUUCUCAGGCCAUGCUGUCGAAUACCGAUCCUAUUUAUGUCAAAAAGGCUUUGUGACUACAAUCAUAUCUUCAGUGUAUACGAGAUCACACCGUUCAAUAUAUAUCUAUAAAUGUGUGUGCGUCUUUUCCUGAACAUAAACAAAAAGGAUGCCAAGAUUUCAGAUUUGUUUUUAAAAAAAAGGAAAUGGAAUCAGGCGGCCGAGGGGAAUUGGGUUAUCGCCGGUCGGUUGACUCUCGUAGCCGGAACCGACGACUGAAGGCAGCGGAGUGGGGGGUAGAACGACGAAGAGACAAUUUUAACUUAGGCUGUGAGUGGAAAAAAACAAAAAAACAAAAACAACAACAACAUACUAUGGUGAGAUUUGUGAGAUUUGCACAACAGUUCUCUUAAGUGUUACAUUCAUCGUUCCCCGGUCCUGUUGACCUCCCUAUCCUACCUGUAGGUCUGACUAGGUUAGUCCCUGCUCCCCACCCAUGGUCAGGGAUCACCCUGCCAUCAGACUGCCCUGUAUGACAGGAGGGGGGGGGGGGGGGGUGCUGGGUGGAGGGUGCGGCAGCUGACGGAGGUGAUGCUAGUUUCCACUGCUGUGACAGUGAGUGCAGUGACACAGCAUGCCUAUGUAUAGAACUCGUUCCCCCCGGAUUAGACGAAGAAGAAAAAAAUGGUGAACUCACUUUGUUUCUGUAACUGAUCCAGGCAAAAAAAUGAAAAUAUAUAUAUAUGAAAAGUUCAAUGAAAAAGUUCAAUAAAAUUGUCAUGUUUGUAGGUAACUUUUAA